CGGGAAGAUCGGUGACCUCUAACCUCACGGCAUGGAAGCCAAACAGAGAGAGGCGAUUAUAUCCGAGCUGAGGGCGAUAGAAAACAGCACUGACAGCUUAGUGAAGUCCCUGCGCUGCUUAGUAGAUUUCACUGAUCCUGAGAAGGGGGAACUCCUACAAGCUCAAAGCAAGGUGUCUGAUUCUCUGUCUAUCUGGAAUACACUUUUUGCUGCGGCUGCUCCACCUUCCUCUCCCACCAACUCAUAAACCAUGUCUGAUCCAGAAGAAGAAGUUGCUCCCCCUAAGCCAUACAGCGCCUUUGUUUAUGACGCCCAAGCAGACCCAGGCACCCUCUCCUUGAGCGACUCUGAUCCAAGCCUGUCAGAUGAUGCUGAAGUUGCAUCUCUCACUCCAGAAGAAGAGGAGGUAGAAGAGGAACUGUGCAGGGACGGAGAGCAGAAGCCUCCAGUUCUGCCAUUUAUGCUUAAGGGCGCUAAUGCCGGUUUCUCACAGCGCAGCACUGACAUAUUUGGAGGACUAAAGGAGCUGGAAACAAUGUUUUCUCCUAGCCAGAGCAGGAAUAGAGGAAAACGCCAGAAGUCCCUCAGUUCAGUGAAAGAAUGUCCCUUGGAGACUUACUCACCACCAAACGUAUCCAAGCAAAGUGACUCAUCAAGCACGUCGCACUCGCCUACUGCAGAAGAAACAGCUACUGUCUCUGUGAGUGCAGAUGUUGCAGAGGUUCCCCAGGCAGCUUCGCGGCUGCCCGAUUACCUUACCCAUCCAGAGCGCUGGACUAAAUACAGUCUAGAGGAAGUUCCAGAAACAAGUGACAGCAGCAACCGCAGUGCCGCUCUACGCUUCCUGGCUGAAUUGCAGCAGCAAAAAGAGGACAAGGAGUCAACGUCUGACUCCAGCUCACGCUCUUACAAUCAAGGCGCUUCCAGCUCCAACGAGGGUAGAAUUCUGUUUAGCAAGCCCCUUAAAGAAUGCAAAGGGACUACGGAAAAGAGAGGGGCACAGCAGGGUUUAAUUCUUAUCGCAGAGGAUUUGGGUGAUGAAGGCCAGGAAGAGGGUAAACCUUUACAAGUGCAGACUGAGAGUGUUGGGUUCCAUGGAGUCAAGAAACGCAGCAGGAAAAAUAUCAGACUAAAGGCAGAUUCCUGCAGUGAGGAUGACUCGUAAAGAACGGGUCAUUAUAGCAGAGAACAUCUUAGUGUCGGGAAUAAGUGUUGUUAAACGUGAAGGACUUGUGUAUUCUAUUCAUAUAACCAAAUCAUUCUCUCCAACUCUCCCCCACCCAAAAAAACUGUUGGUCUCAACUAGACAGAUUUAAACCAGUUUUUUUUUUAAAGGUAUAUUUAUAGUUUAUAUCAUGUAUUUGAAGCUACAACAUUUAUACCUGCACAAAAUAAAAAAAUAAAAAACAGAAUAA
Bombina bombina (fire-bellied toad) is the source of this 1415-nucleotide messenger RNA. RefSeq names its product tumor suppressing subtransferable candidate 4 (gene TSSC4). The record is from RefSeq and is a predicted model, not a curated record. The coding region runs from base 251 to 1165 and encodes 304 amino acids. NCBI's taxonomy places the organism in Eukaryota, Metazoa, Chordata, Amphibia, Anura, Bombinatoridae. The transcript is spliced from 3 exons.